Molecule: messenger RNA, 1778 nt
Organism: Exophiala xenobiotica
Lineage: Eukaryota; Fungi; Ascomycota; Eurotiomycetes; Chaetothyriales; Herpotrichiellaceae
Exons: 2
Coding region: 187-600 (137 amino acids)
Cellular component (GO): mitochondrial inner membrane peptidase complex
Source: RefSeq, a predicted model, not a curated record
CUCAAGCGCAACUCACCUGCUCUAGACUUUCCUCCUGCACAUCCUCAAGGAGUCUGGCGCCAUAUUGUCCAGCCGACAUGAUCGCGCCAUGACCGUGACAGAAGCCGACAACUCAAUCUUCCCUUGACCUUGGUGGUAGUGGAGGGAAAACAGAGAACGAAAAAGAGAAAACUUUAAGAUCAGCCAAUGGCUCCGCCUGAACACCCGUUCCCCGUCAGCGCCCUCGAACAGCGCGUGCAAUAUCACACCGUCGACUUCAAGGAGAAGAGCAGAAAACUAGGAGAUUUCGACCUCAAACGCGACUGUCAAUUGCUCGAGCUGGUCCAGUAUAGCUGCACCACACCCGAGGAGCAAGCCGAACGACUUCUAGCAAAUCCCGGUUCUGAGCCACGAAUGGAGUGCCAUCCGUUCGUGAGGCUGUUUAGAAGAUGUGAGAAGAAGGGCAAAGUAUUUCACGUCGAGACCACGGCAUGGGAGGGCGAGCAUGCUUGGAAACCACCGCCAGGCUCGCGGCCAACAGCGGGUAUGAAUAACAGAGCCGAUGAUUCAGCAACAACUUCGAUUGCCAAAUAUGGGAGCUAUUUCUGGUCCGGAAAAUGAAUCUCUUCCGCGGGUAUCAUAUGCAAUAUCUUCAACCUAUUCCUCACCGCCAACGCCGACGCUGUGGAAUCACAAUCUCCAAGAUUAAAAGAGCUCCAUUGUACGGUGCCGCGGCACAGAGGAGUCAGAUGAUUUCUCAUUCUGGCUCGACCCAGCACCGUUCACGGGCGCCUUCCUCUUGACCUGGACGUCAUCCGGCAUUCGAUAAGCCUUCUCGCUGGUCACAAUCGGCCCCAAUUCGAAACCUCCAGGCUCUUUGGCCAGAAGCUCUCGCAACGUCUCUUCGAAUACAGCUUCUUCGGAUAUAGCCACGGUGUUCUUCGCUCGUCUCCGUGUUCCAGAUGCCAAUUUCUGUCUGGAAGCCUCCAGCUCCAGUGGAUGGGACCCAUCCAGCUUGACUGCGCCAGCCAAUUUUCGCAGCGCCUGCUCGCCAAGUUUGCCUUCUUGCGUCGCCAAUUCUCUGAUCUUUCUAGUGUCAGCUUCGCGGUGCGGGAAUACCGGGGUAUCCCUGUAGGUGUGCGCAGAAGGGAGCUCGGGUAGCCCUUUGGUAUUGAAAGCGAAUUUCUUGAUCUCACCGUGUCCGUCAAGUUCGGGGCCGAGGAAGGAGGCGGGAAGCUCGAGUACAUGGUGGAAGGAGUCUUCGGGAGGAGGAGUGGGAUACAAGGGAGGAUUGAUGGGCGGCUGAGAUGUGUAGGGCUUGAGUUGGUCAUCUGGUCGAGGGAUGUCGAGUGCCUCGAUCGCACUCUCAAAAUCGGUGGCUACUGGGACUGUUCGCCGAGCAGCCAGCAUUGACCGGCGGACGAUGGAGAGAAACUUGAGCACGACUGUGAAUUGGUCAGCGCUGGUACAAUGCACUGCAGUUAGAGGUGUAUGUACAUUCUUGCAUUGUCGCGGUCAAGGAUUCCAAGGCUACCGACUCGAUGUAAGGGUUUGUUAUAUUCUGCUUCAGCGCCUCUGCCUCGCAUAUUGUCUUGACACAAUCUACUAGCAAUUUGUCGACCACCUCUUGUUCGAUGAGCGCCGGCUCUUUCGAAGGGAUACUCUGAGCCUUGUGUCGCAUGACAUGGUGAUGAUGGUAGGGUUGUUUGCGCUUCGGCGAGGUCGUAAACAUCUGUCCACAGGACGGUGAAAAGAAGGACUAGUGUGAUAGACGAGUAUACACAGGCCUUGGACGUCAG